GGGUAGCGUUAUUUUCCUUAAAAAAAUAAAAUAAGAGAGAAAAUGAUAUUGUUGCUGCAUUUGAAAAUAUUCAAGCUCUGGUUCUUCCAUGAACAACACCUCGAAUACAGUAAGAUGUUUAUACUCAAAAUCUCUUAUUCCAUCUCUCUUAAAUUCAUGCAAGAAUAUGAGGGAGGUCAAGCAAAUCCAUGCCCAAAUCAUCAAAGAAGAAAACAAAUCUCCCUUUGAGGUCUUAUCCGCCGCUGAAAAGUUAAUUUCUUUCUGUGCUGUCUCUCCUAAUGGAAGUUUAGAGUAUGCCAAAGCCCUUUUCAAUCAGCUAUCAAACCCAACUGUCAUUUCUUGGAACUUUCUUAUCAGAGGUCUUUCCACAAGUAAAAGUCCACGGGAAGCUAUAUCAUUAUAUCAAACUAUGCAUAACAGAGGUUUUCAACCCAAUAAUUUUACCUUCCCUUUUGUAAUCAAAGCUUGUGCUGAAUCUUGCAUGACUUCAUUUGGUGUUUUGGUUCAUACACAUUUGGUAAAAACUGGUCUUGAAGCAGAUUCUUAUAUCCAGAGUUCCUUAAUUCGUAUGUAUGCGAAUGGGGAAUAUCUAGAUGCUGCAAAGCAAUUGUUUGAUGGAUGUUCUGAUAGAGAUGUGGUUUCUUGGAAUGCAAUGAUUGAUGGUUACGCAAAAUUUGGUAAAAUGGAGCUUGCUUUAUCAGUGUUUGAGCAGAUGGUCUGCAGAGAUGUGAUCUCUUGGAAUACGAUGAUAAAUGGGUAUAGUACAAUUGGGAAUCUUGAAGAAGCAAAGAGACUGUUUGAUGAAAUGCCUGAAAAAAAUGUGGUAUCUUGGAAUUCUAUGUUGGCAGGGUAUGUCAAAUGUGGGGAUUUAGAGGCUGCCUGUGGAAUUUUUGGAAUGAUGCCUCGGAGGGAUGUAGUGUCUUGGAAUGCAAUGUUGGCAUGUUAUGCACAAAGUGGUCGUUCAAACGAUGCCCUCUCCCUGUUUGAUGAGAUGCAGGCUCUAGGUAUAAAACCUACUGAGGCAACUAUGGUCAGCCUGUUAUCAGCUUGUGCUCAUUUGGGUGCUAUGGACCUUGGGGUCCGCUUACACAAAUACAUCGAUGACAACAAAAUAGCAAUCAACACCAUCCUGGGGACUGCGCUAGUAGACAUGUAUUCCAAAUGUGGAAGCAUUUCCAAAGCAGAGCAAAUAUUUUAUUCUAUAAAAUACAAAGAUGUUCUUGCUUGGAAUACCAUUAUAGCUGGCAUGGCCAUGCAUGGUCAUGCCAGGAAAGCACUUCAGAUUUUUACACAGAUGCAAGUGGAGGAUGUGGUGCCUGAUGAUAUUACAUUUGUCUCUGUGCUUAGUGCAUGUAGCCAUGCUGGGAUGGUUGAGGAAGGUCAGAGACUACUGGCUUCAAUGAGCCCCACAUAUGGUAUUGAGCCAAAGGUUGAACAUUAUGGGUGUGUCAUUGAUCUCCUUGCGAGGGCUGGCCUUUUGGAGGAAGCCGUUAAUCUGAUUGGGACUAUGCCAAUGGAGACUAAUGCUAGUGCAUGGGGAGCACUACUUGGAGGUUGUAGAAUACAUGGGAAUAUUAAGGUAGGUGAGGUAGUGGGAAAAUCCCUUAUCAACCUCCAACCUCAUCAUAGCGGCCGCUAUGUCAUCCUCUCAAAUUUAUAUGCCGCUGCAAAGCGAUGGGAUGAUUCGAGAAAUGUGAGGAACCUGAUGAGAUCCAAGGGGGUUGCUAAAUUGCCAGGGGUAAGCAUGAUAGAACUGAAGGGGAUUGUGCACCAGUUUGUAGCCAGUGAUCGGUCCCAUCCAGAGUCAGAUCACAUUUACAAGAAGUUGUCAGAGAUCUCUACACAGCUGAAAAACAUACUUGGGUACUUACCAGAUACACAGCAGGUUUUGGUUGACAUAGAAGAAGAGGAGAAGGAGCAUGUUCUACUUGUUCACAGUGAGAAGCUAGCCAUUGCUUAUGGGUUCAUAUGCUUGGGCCCUCUAGAUCCGAUUAGGGUAGUGAAGAACCUUCGAGUUUGCAGAGACUGUCAUAAUGUCACAAAGUUAAUUUCGAAGGUCUAUGGUCGAGAAGUUAUAGUGAGGGACAGGAAUCGUUUCCACCAGUUCAAAGAUGGUAGAUGUUCUUGCAUGGAUUAUUGGUAGAUCUACAAGAUCUGGGUGUGAAAAAGAAAAUCAUUGUGCUGUUGGAGAGUGUGGCUUGCAAAAGGAUGCAUGAAGGCCUGAUGAGCUUUUCUUUCAUGGAUAAGGGGUCACAUACCAAUUGGUGUUUUCAGGAACAUGGUUGCAUUUAAUCUUCAUCUCAAACAUGCAAGCCAUUUGAUGCAUUCGGAGAAUGUUGUCCAAGAACUUUUAUGGUCAUUCCGUUAUCUGAAAUGUCCCUGGAGAAAUCUCUUUCCAGGAGAAAAAGAACAGAAAUUGUGGUUAGAUUUUAGAUUUGGUGACCUGAUAGGUUUUUGUCCUGAAAAGCACCAUAUUUAUUUUUCUCUAAAGUUAAAGAGUUUUCAUUCUUCCAAAGCUGUAACUUAUCACUAACUGCGUGAUGACAGAAAUUCUCUUCCACCUGGGACAUAUUUAAGGAAAGGUGUUUCAUGUACAAGGCCAACCUAUGAAGCUAUGUGUGGUGUGGAUGUAUCAUGCUUUACUUUCUGAUUAUGUUGAAGAAAGGAGUCUCAGUAUAUCCAGGUAGAUCUUUGCUGGCCAGUAGAUGUAGAUGUUUCCAUCGCUUUCCUAUGGGUCAUCUGAGAAACACACAGGAUAAGCCAAUGCAGUUGAAGUAGUUUGAUGUUUAUAUGAUAUGCAGUGAAAUUAGAAAAACUUCUUGAUAUGAUCUCUAGAAACUCUGGCUUGCAUCCAGUGUAAAUUUCAGGAAAGCCACAUUAUACCUGGCUUGCCAAGGAGACUAAAGUUAAAAAGGGGGGAAAAGAAGAUGGAAUCCUGAUAUGGACAUAGAAGUUGAUUAGCGAAAGCCUCUGCGUACUAAUUGAAAAAGAAAAUUGCAAAUGAUGUGUAAGGUGAAGGGAUGCUAGAGGUUUAGAUAUGAAAGCUGAGGAAUUCUUAUGCUUGAAGGCUUAAUGUGUAUCUGUUAAUUGUUUAUAGAUGAACUGGUCAGCAUGAAAGUUGACAGAAAUUUUGAGAAGACCAUCUGAUCAGUCUGAUGAGAAUCUUGACCAUGUGUUUCCUCUACAUUCCCAUGAUCACAUAUAGUUUACUUGAAAUGAAGGAUUUGGAGUGAGAUUUGACUGCUAAAAAGUCAAGUUUAAUAAUUAUUUCCAUUUGAUCAGUCUCCUUGAAAGGAGUGAGAUUGCAGAGAUGUAUCCAUUGCCCGCAUUGACUUCACUCAAAGUAUCUGUUGGAAAAUUCUGUGGCUGUAGGCACAAAAUUAUUGAAAGUUUGUAACUAACAAAUUUUUUCUUAGGAGAGGGAUUGAAACCUGGUCAUGUGGAUACUGUGCCAGCACGCAGACCUAGAGAGUGUGUGCGGAGGCAUCAGCCGUGGAGGGCAGGGCAGUCUUUUCAUGUAGCCUUGUGUCGCAUGGGGGUGUGCGACCAGGUAGUGUCCUUUUUCCCUUCUUUGUUACUUGUACUAUGAAUGGAUGACAAUUCAGAUAGGAUCAUGCUUCAGGUACUUUUUACCCAAAAAAAUUGAUAUGAUGCUUCUAUGAGAAA
This is a messenger RNA of Macadamia integrifolia, 3666 nucleotides long. Its product is annotated as pentatricopeptide repeat-containing protein At1g08070, chloroplastic-like. Gene Ontology annotation, molecular function: zinc ion binding; RNA binding; protein binding. Gene Ontology annotation, biological process: RNA modification. NCBI's taxonomy places the organism in Eukaryota, Viridiplantae, Streptophyta, Magnoliopsida, Proteales, Proteaceae. The coding region runs from base 89 to 2143 and encodes 684 amino acids. The record is from RefSeq and is a predicted model, not a curated record. The transcript is spliced from 2 exons.